AUGCAGCUAAUCUGGGCCAAGCAUGUUGCACGUAUACUGAAGAGCAAAAGAAGUAUGCAAGAAAUGCAAGAAAUACAUCUGCCCCGGCCCUUCCAAGAAUCAAUCCUGAAUAACAGAUUUUACCCACAGAACUUGUCCCUCAAGACUACCAUCACCUACCGGGCCACUCUUAAACCGUUGAAGACCCGUCUAGACGCAGCAGCGUCCAAUUUGUUUGUGGAGAAUGAUACAAGGGUGGAGGUACCGGUCCGAGACUUCCACAAUGAUGGUUCUAAGGAUAUUUCAGAAGAGUUCAACAUUCAGAAUCUUCAGAGACGGUACGAUGAAUUGACCCAAAAGGAUUGGGGAUCAGAAGACAAGAGCUUUGGGACGGUCGAGAAAUGUUUUCGCUCUAACCUGGCUGCUCAUUUGAUGUUCUGUCACUGGUCCACUGAGGGCUGGCGAUGGCGUGCUCUCUGGCUCGAAACCAUUCUUGAAGGCGCCACAUUCAAGGUCCUAGUCCGCCUCCAUGGACCAGACGCAGCUUACAGUCUAUCAAAGCGAGAGCAGGUAGUGCAGUUACAACUGUGGGAAGACAAAGUGAGCGAGUGCGUUAUGGCCAUGGGGGCGAAUGUUAACAUCAUCACGUCGAUAUGCCGUUUCUACAAUGGCCUACUAGACGAUAAGGAUGUUCCUCAGUCUUUAAAGGAUGCUUAUGGUCUCGACAUAGUUGGCUUGAGCGUCUAUGGAAGAUAUGAUCUCUAA
This is a messenger RNA of Exophiala dermatitidis NIH/UT8656, 744 nucleotides long. RefSeq lists its product as uncharacterized. The transcript is spliced from 3 exons. The record is from RefSeq and is a predicted model, not a curated record. NCBI's taxonomy places the organism in Eukaryota, Fungi, Ascomycota, Eurotiomycetes, Chaetothyriales, Herpotrichiellaceae. Bases 1 to 744 code for a protein of 247 amino acids.